AAGAAUCAAAGGGAAAAUCAAGCAAACCGACGGGAUAGUCCUCCUGAUAUAACGCUUUAUAUGUUAUCUGUCUCAAUCAGGUGGUGUCAUCCAGUUCAGUUCAGUUCAGAUCUGUGGCCUGGCGACCUUACUCACACUAAGAAUGCAUGUUGUUCUGGGUGUUUUUGAACAAAGGAAAUGGUAAUCUGAAUAAUCCAGACAAGGAAAUAGAGACAAGCAGAUAAUGGGCCCCCCAAGAAAAAAGUUACAUGUUUAAAGACUACAUAUUUUGACACUAAUUUACAACCUAUUACAAUAUAUCAUAGUCAGUAGUUCAUAUAAUAUGCUAACUGUAUGCUGAAAAUAUAAAAAAGUCAAUACUCUCAUAGUUUUGAAUCUAAACAAACAGAAAAUCUAUAUUAACAUAUUGCGUCAUUGAAAACACCAGCUCGGCUCCAUCAUCAAUGUGAAUCCAAUGACACCACUACAGAGACCUGCAGCAGCCUUGGGGACUAUGCCUUUUAGCCUAUUUUCUUUGUCUUUUUUUUAUAGACCACAGUUUGUUUAGCUGUAGCGCAUCAGUGCCAUGCCAGUGGACAAAUGGACGUCUGCUCAUCUGAACUCUAGUAUUGAAAAGAGUGUUUCUAACGCCAUGUGACUCACUAACUCAUGAGCCUGACAUGACAACAAGCUCUGAUUCAUUAUGCAUCCAGAGGGGAAGUGUGCGAAGGCUAAUUUUAGUUCAUCCCUAAUAUGAAGGUGUAAGUGAGCUGCGUCCCGUCCUCGAUCAUAGAGGAUGGGAACAGCAGAAGCCACUCUCCGCAUGGACAGUAUGGAAGUGAAGGACGAGUGGCAGGAUGAAGACUUCCCCAGGCCACUACCAGAAGAUGGGGAUGGCCUCACAGACAACAGAACCAAUCCUCCCUCCACUCUGAAUGUGGGGGAGACGAUGGCACAGAGGAAAAGGCGCACCCUGGUGGCCCCUGACAUGAACUUGUCCUUGGACCGCAGUGAGGGCUCUGUGCUCUCAGAUGACUUCCUGGAGACUCCGGAUGAUUUGGACAUCAACGUGGAUGACAUAGAGACUCCUGACGAGACAGACUCACUGGAGUUUAUCAACAACGGCAAUGAGCUGGAGUGGGAAGACGACACUCCAGUUGCCACAGCAAAGCGUCUGCCUGGAGACAGUGAGGAGGAGCGCGACUCUUCCGGAAAACUAUGGCGCACGGUGCUGAUCGGGGACCAGGAGCAGAGGAUCGACAUGCAGGUGAUACGGCCGUACCUGCGAGUGGUCACGCACGGAGGUUAUUACGGUGAAGGCCUGAAUGCCAUCAUCGUGUUCUCGGCCUGUUAUCUUCCUGACAGUAACUGUGAGGACUACACAUACAUCAUGGAGAACCUCUUCCUAUAUGUUGUAAGUAGCCUGGAGUUACUUGUGGCAGAAGAUUAUAUGAUCAUUUACUUGAACGGAGCGACACCGCGUAGGAGGAUGCCCGGGAUCAGCUGGCUCAAGAGAUGCUACCAGAUGAUUGACAGGAAGCUAAGGAAGAAUCUGAAGUGUCUUGUCAUCGUUCACCCGACGUGGUUUAUCAGGACUGUCAUAGCCAUCUCCAGACCUUUUAUCAGUGUGAAGUUCCUGGAUAAGAUUCGUUAUGUUCAGACCCUGGAGGAGCUGAGUCAGAUCAUCCCCAUGGAGCAUGUGCAGAUCCCCGACUGUGUGCUGCAGUACGACGAUGAUAAGAUCAGAGCACAAAAGGAAAGACUUGACCAGGAUAAGCAGGCAAAUCCAAUACCAGCUAAAGAAAGGCCCAAGUCAAUGAUCGCUGACGUGAGCCGCGACAUCUGACAUUCAGAGUGCUGGGCUGAUGACCCUCAGGGCUGAUCUCAAGCAUCAUCAUCUUGAACGUCUUAUGCCGUGUCACAUUUCCUGACCUGAGCUGUGGCACAGUCAGGACAAUCAUUUUAAGGCAUUGGUUUUAAUGACACGCUCACUUUCAUCGUGACAUUUGAAUUGUACCAAAGUAUUAAAUUCAUUUCACAGUUUCUGCUCGCCGCAUGUCAUCUUCAGUUUACUCAUAGCAUGGCUUUAAUUAGGUAAACAAGAAGCUAAACACUAGAGGUCUGACCUAGUAUUUGAAAUGUACAUAUUGUAAAAUAUUUUGAGACCGCUGUUUGCACAAAUGUUGGAUUUGAAAUGUUCUGGUAUUGUUUUGUUUUAAUCUUAUCUUUAAAAAAAAUACAGUGCAAUGAAAAGAAUUUUUUAGACCAUCUAUAGAUGUUACUGAUGCAAAAUGCAUUCUGCACCAUUGGAUACGCCGGUGGCAUGCUCGUUUAUGUGGUCUGUCCAGUUUCUCUGCCAAGUUUUGUCAUUUGCCACUAUCAUGGUUUGCUUAUUAUCAAACAAUAAGGAAAAUACUGUACAUUAUAGAUCAAAUGAAAAUUAUAUUUAAGGAAAGCAUCAUGAAUGAAAGUAUUAUUUAUGAAAAAGGUGCCAUUCAAUGUUUGUAUGAAAUAAAUGUAAUCUGUUCAAUUAUUAUGUGCUGACAUGUCUUAGAAUAGCCUCCAGACACAAAUGACAGACC
Messenger RNA from Boleophthalmus pectinirostris (great blue-spotted mudskipper), 2561 nucleotides. Its product is annotated as caytaxin-like. NCBI's taxonomy places the organism in Eukaryota, Metazoa, Chordata, Actinopteri, Gobiiformes, Gobiidae. The record is from RefSeq and is a predicted model, not a curated record. Gene Ontology annotation, cellular component: cytoplasm. Gene Ontology annotation, biological process: apoptotic process. The transcript has 14 exons. Bases 776 to 1825 code for a protein of 349 amino acids.